This is a messenger RNA of Raphanus sativus (radish), 831 nucleotides long. RefSeq lists its product as uncharacterized. The coding region runs from base 175 to 561 and encodes 128 amino acids. Lineage: Eukaryota; Viridiplantae; Streptophyta; Magnoliopsida; Brassicales; Brassicaceae. Gene Ontology annotation, molecular function: protein binding. The record is from RefSeq and is a predicted model, not a curated record. The transcript is spliced from 4 exons.
GUGGCGCGUGGAGUAAGAGAGAGAGAGAAAAAGAGAGCACAGUUUCAGUUAUGGUCCCAUUUGUCCCCAACCUAUCAUCGUCUCCUCUCUCUCUCUCGCUCGCUAUUGAAACCCUAAAAAUCAAAGCUUGAAUUUCAGAUCUUUUACAGCUGUCUCCUCGAGGAGACGACUACUAUGAGCAGCAGAGAUCAUCAUCAUCCACCCGAGCCUCUUGAUUUCUUCAUCUGGACUGUUGAGGAUGUUGGAUCUUGGCUUGAGGAGAUACACCUUGGGAGCUACCGCUUGAUUUUCAAAGAAAACGGCGUCAAUGGAGAAUAUCUAGAAAGCAUGUCUGUGUUUACAACCGAACAGAUCCUUCAUUUCAUAAGGAGGCAUCACAUGAAAUGGGGAGACUUCAUCACCCUCUGCAAAGAACUCCGAAGGAUCAAAGUGGCUUGCUUGAAAGGCGAGCAGAGAGUUCGAAGGCCAUGGUGGGCACCGUCUUGUCUCUCGGUAGUCUUUGUUAAGGCGGCUAAGCGCAAUCGACAGUCUCGAGUUGUAUCUCUAAAGCUUGAAUCUUGACAAUUACACGUUGGCUCUCUCUUUAUGUACCUACUUGUCUCUCUUCUCAUCCAUUUCUUUUCCUUUUUCUUUUUUUGGGCUGAGUUUGUUUGUAGAGAUAAAAGCUAUAUGCACUAUGAAAAAAAAACAAAUUGGAGCCAAAAAACUGUUUUGGCUUGUUAAAGUCUUGCAAGAAGGGAAAAAUUAUAGUUUUCUACUUUGGUUGUAUACAGAGCUUGCUCUCAGAUGUUUAAGCAUAUGGCUUGUUCAAAUAUGUUAUGUGGCAGAUAA